ACUUUAUUUAGUCUCCUCUCCCCCGCACAAACUUAGCAUAAAACACAUACAAAUUGCUAUCGAAUUGACUGCCAGCACAUCUUCCCGACAAACCAUGACUUCAAGCUCGAAGAAGUACGCCCUUGAUUUUCUAUCCUUUGUUAACGCUUCACCAACCCCUUUCCAUGCUGUCGAAUCCGCCAAGCAACGGCUUUUGGGGGCAGGAUUUAGUGAAAUUCGAGAGCGUGAUUCAUGGGCAGAAGCAGUUAAAGCUGGUGGUCGGUACUUCUUGACUCGCAAUGGAUCCUCUUUGAUAGCCUUUGGCGUUGGGAAGAAGUGGAAGCCCGGGAAUGGAAUGGCUCUGCUUGGAGCUCACACGGAUUCCCCAGCUUUGCGUGUCAAGCCUGUCUCGAAGAGGUUUGCAGAGAAGGGUUCUUUUAUGCAGGUUGGCGUUGAGACUUAUGGAGGCGGGUUAUGGCAUACUUGGUUCGAUCGUGAUCUCUCUGUUGCUGGUCGCGCUAUGGUCCGUCGAUCCGAUGGAUCCAUAGUCUCAACGCUCAUCAAAAUCAACAAGCCAAUUCUGAGGAUACCCACUCUUGCGAUUCAUCUCGACCGUCAAGAGACUUUCGCUUUUAACAAGGAAACUCAUCUUUUUCCAAUUACGGAUGGAUUCAAACCUCUCAUGGCUAUGACCGAACGUCACCACCCUGCUGUUGUGGACCUCAUUGCCGAAGAAGCCGGUGUUUGCGCAGGCGAUGUCCUUGACUUCGAGAUGAUUUUAUACGAUGUCCAGGCUAGUUGCCUAGGCGGCAUCAGUGAUGAAUUUAUAUUCUCCGCACGUCUCGAUAAUCUCACCAUGUCUUACUGUGCAACUGAGGCAAUCAUCGAAUCUCUAGAGCCAGAAAAUGCUCUCGACGACGAAUCAGGAAUCCGACUAAUCAGCUUAUUCGAUCAUGAGGAAAUUGGCUCACUAACUGCGCAGGGAGCACACUCAAAUCUUCUUCCUGCCGUAAUUCGUCGUCUCUCAGUCCUCGCCGGUGAUGGUAACACUUCUGACUCGACAGCUUAUGAGGAAACUCUUGUCAAGUCAAUGCUAUGGUCCUGCGAUAUGGCACACAGCGUCCAUCCCAACUACCCAGAGAAAUACGAAUCCCAUCACCGCCCUGAGAUGAACAAGGGCCCUGUGAUCAAGGUCAAUGCGAACGCGCGCUACGCUACCAACUCGCCUGGCAUUGUUCUCACCGAGGAGGUUGCUAGGGAGGCCGGGGUACCCCUUCAACUUUUCGUUGUUAAAAACGAUAGUCCUUGCGGUAGCACGAUUGGGCCAAUGUUGAGUGCUUCUCUAGGUACCAGAACUAUUGACAUGGGAAACGCACAGUUGAGCAUGCAUUCUAUUCGUGAGACAGGUGGCGCUCACGACAUCAAAUACGCUGUGAAAUUAUUCAAGAAAUACUUUGAGCGAUUCUCGAAUCUGGAAGAGACAAUCAUGGUGGAUUCUACCACGUGAGGCAGCAGAUGAGCCCAUGUAAUGCCAAAAAUCAUUUUCAAAAUCGGUUCUCUAAUAUUUUGAAGCUAAAGCAGUGGAUGCUUAACCGGCGUGGUGCCUUGACCUGCGCGCAUUUCUCGAGUAGGCUAGGGCUUGGUAAAUGGGAAACGCGACGCCUGUUCGAAUGAAACCUUUAGUUC
This is a messenger RNA of Tuber melanosporum (Perigord truffle), 1665 nucleotides long. RefSeq lists its product as uncharacterized. The transcript has 9 exons. Gene Ontology annotation, molecular function: metalloaminopeptidase activity; zinc ion binding. Gene Ontology annotation, biological process: proteolysis. Gene Ontology annotation, cellular component: fungal-type vacuole. Bases 95 to 1486 code for a protein of 463 amino acids. NCBI's taxonomy places the organism in Eukaryota, Fungi, Ascomycota, Pezizomycetes, Pezizales, Tuberaceae. The record is from RefSeq and is a predicted model, not a curated record.